AUGGGGCAUUACUCCCGAGCAUGUUUAAGUGCUGCAGCAGUCAGGGUGGUUUCAGAAGAACCUGCGUUUCUCGGCACAAUAAACGUCGAAGGGCCCAAGCGUUGGCUAGUGCCAAUAAACCUUUGCGGAGCUACGCUGGAUUUUAAAGUCGACACGGGAGCCGAUGUAACUGUAGCCUCUGAGGAGACAUAUCGUACAUGUUUAUCGACGAUUCCGUUAAACACGCCAAGCAGAAUACUGAAAGGGCCGAAUCGGAGCAAGCUUCAAGUCCUGGCCGUAAUAAAAGCUAAACUCGAAUACAGGCUGAAGAAGCUGUCCACGGAUGUUUUUGUAAUUAAAGGUCUAGAAGAACCCCUAUUGUCUAGCGAAGCUAGCGAAGCCCUUGGUCUUGUGAAAAGGCUGUUCGAAAUUACGGCGAUAGAAUCGGCGACGGAAUCUAGUCUUCAAACUGUAAGAGAAUUCCCAAAGUUGUUCCAAGGACUAGGCUGUGUCAAGAUACCCUAUCAUGUACGUUUGAAACCGUACGCCGUACCCUUUGCGCUUUUAGCCCCGCGCAGAGUACCCCUUCCUCUCAUGGAAACGAUAAAGAAGGAAAUUGACCACAUGGUCGCACUGGGUGUCGUCGUACCGGUAGAUGAGCCUACGGAAUGGUGCUGCGGCAUGGUAAUUGUGAAAAAGCCAAAUGGAACUUACCGAAUUUGUGUUGACUACACCCCGUUGAACAAAUUCGUAGAAAGGGAACUUCAUCCUAUGCCAGUCACAGACCAUGUCAUCGCUCAGAUAGGCGUCUCCAAGUACUUCUCAAAGUUGGAUGCGAAUUCUGGCUACUGGCAGUUUCAGCUAACCGAAGAGUCGCAGUUACUUACGACCUUCAUUACUCCCUUUGGUCGCUUCCAGUUCUCAAGGCUGCCGUUUGGGAUAUCAUCAGCACCCGAGUUUUUUCAGAAGAAGAUGGCUCAUAUCGUCUCGGGCUUAGAUGGAGUCGUCUGCAACAUGGAUGACAUCCUUGUUCACGCGAAGACAAGAGAAGAGCACGAUGACAGAGUACGCAAGGUUCACGCUCGAUUGCAAGACUAUGGGGUGACCUUGAACAAAGACAAGUGCGUCUUCGGUGUUCAACGAGUAAAGUUCUUGGGUCAUAUCAUCGACCAAGAAGGAAUCCAUCCAGAUGACACAAAAGUGAAGGCCAUUCAAGACAUGAAGCCUCCCACGUCUCUUACGGAACUAAGUUUUCUUGGAAUGGUGAACUACCUCGGAAAGUUUAUUCCACAUCUGGCUGAUGUUGUGAGCCCGUUAAACGCUUUAUUAAGUUCCAAGUCGCAGUGGGUUUGGACAGAAACACAACAGCGAGCAUUCAAGACCGUCAAGACGUUGCUAACGACAAGUCCGGUCUUCUUCGAUCCGAAGAAAAAUACAGUUGUUUCCGCUCAUGCUUCGUCAUAUGGACUUGGGGCGAUUCUUCGACAGUUGCAACCUGAUGGGACGUAUCGACCUGUCGCAUAUGCUUCACGAAGUCUCACGGACACGGAGAAGAAGUAUGCUCAGAUACAAAAGGAGGGACUCGCCAUUGUGUGGGCAUGCGAUAAGUUUCGGGAUUACAUCACGGGGAUGCACAUCACUAUCGAGACCGAUCACAAGCCCUUAAUUCCGACCUUCAUGAACAAACCUUUGGACGACAUAACCCCUCGUCUACAAAGGAUGAAGCUGAAGCUGAUGCGGCACUCUUGUGAUUUGGUUCAUGUCCCAGGAAAACCUCUAGUAGCGGCCGACGUUCUCUCGCGAAGCCCGCUGCCGGACAUUGAAGACAGUGGGCUGGAGGAUGAGCUGGCGGCUUACGUCAGGGGAAUCGUCACCUACUUUCCUGCGACAGAUCAGAGAUUGUCACAAAUCAAGAAGGCGCAAUACAAAGACACUUCGUGUCAGAUGCAGUCGAAUUACCUUCAACAAGGCUGGCCAGACAAAGCACUUGUUGACUCGAGCUGUAAGAACUACUGGCAAGAGAGGUUUAACCUUUCUCUCGACGAAGGACUUCUCAUGAAAGGGUCCCGAAUUCUUAUCCCCGUCGCCAUGAGAAGAGAGAUACUCGAUAAGAUCCAUGAAGGGCAUGCCGGGAUCAAGAAGUGCAGGGAAAGAGCCAGGCAGACGGUUUGGUGGCCUGGAAUUUCGAAGGACAUCGAGGAUGAUGUUCGAAGAUGUCCGCGCUGA
Ornithodoros turicata is the source of this 2205-nucleotide messenger RNA. RefSeq lists its product as uncharacterized. Lineage: Eukaryota; Metazoa; Arthropoda; Arachnida; Ixodida; Argasidae. The transcript has a single exon. The record is from RefSeq and is a predicted model, not a curated record. Bases 1 to 2205 code for a protein of 734 amino acids.